This is a messenger RNA of Mercenaria mercenaria, 1323 nucleotides long. RefSeq lists its product as uncharacterized. NCBI's taxonomy places the organism in Eukaryota, Metazoa, Mollusca, Bivalvia, Venerida, Veneridae. The transcript is spliced from 2 exons. The record is from RefSeq and is a predicted model, not a curated record. Bases 162 to 884 code for a protein of 240 amino acids.
AGCGCCCUCUAGCGGACAGGUAAUGUUUACGUACAUGUAAAUAAAAUACGUAAUAUCCAAAUAUGGCGGUUGUUAUACAUGUUGUUUUAUGGCAAUAAAUUUGACGGAUAACUGCAAUAGAACGAUCAAGAACUUAGGUACAACACGUCUUUAUUACAAGUAUGUCGAAAGAGGAGGACGUCUCGCAACUAGUCCUUCAUGAUGAGCUGGCACGAGAACUUCAGCCACAUCUGAAUCAUGUAGUGUCUGCGGAACCAGAGGAAGGGUCAGUGUCACUGGAUAAUGUGACACCUACUGUUGAAGAAGGCCAGGAGAACCUAGGACAAAAUGGUAUAAACGAGAAUAGAGUUGCUAAAGAUGAUACAGAAAACGGUAAUAAGAAUGGAAGUGCUCAAACAAGUGAUGAAACUGGAGAAGUGGCAAUGUCGGCGCCGCCCGUGUAUUAUAGCACGAGUACCGGGGAAACUAACAUUGUUAACGAGCCUGUUGUGAUAAGACAAGCUAACGGCAUACAUGUGAUACGGACUCGAGAAUGUUGUCACACUCCGAACAAUUACCAUCGAGAAAAACCUUUAAAACUGAAACAUAUCAGAAUUCUUAAAGCAUUUUCCACAUUGGCAGUUGUGAUAUUCUUUCCCCUGGGCAUUCCUGCUAUGUAUUAUGCUUUCAAAUGUGAAAAGGAAUUCCAUGCAGGUAUUUUGCGCGGGAAUAUUGAUUUGGCGCGAAAACUCGCGAAACGGAGCGAGAGGCUGAUAAUCUUUUCAGUGCUGGGUGCGUUACUGGUGGCCGUUGCUGUGUUUGCGUUUGUGGAAAGGAAGUUGAUGGAGGAUGACGAAGAUUACUGGAAAUACCGUAACCACAAUAGGGUCUUACCUUCAGGGUAGAGAGACUACUUGCCUUUAACAUAUAUAUGGAUUAACUGAUAAAACAGGGUGGUGAACAUGGGUUAAGAGGGUGGGGUGUGUUGUGGGAAGGGUGGGAGUGGAAUCAGGGAUAAGAUAACUAGUUUUUUCCAUGAUAUAACAGCAGUGUUAACAAUCAAGUUAAAUAAUUGUUAGAAAAUUAAUGAAAUAAUUCGAAGUCGAAAUUGUUUUUCUAAUAUAUUUAGACUUCCAAUCUGUUAUAUAUAGUAACCUAAUUUAUGUGCGAAGUAGGUUAAAACGCCUCCAACCCAACCUAACCCAAGAUUUGCAAAUAUUGCUCAAUCGCCAAAUAUUGUACAACCAUUAUGAAUAUGCAUAUCAGUUAUGUACAGAUCCUAAUUUAUACAGACUUGCUUAAAAAUGCUUCACGUUUUUGCUUUGAACAGGAUCACAUACAAAG